This is a messenger RNA of Eriocheir sinensis (Chinese mitten crab), 8143 nucleotides long. RefSeq lists its product as uncharacterized. The transcript has 4 exons. The record is from RefSeq and is a predicted model, not a curated record. Bases 382 to 2487 code for a protein of 701 amino acids. Lineage: Eukaryota; Metazoa; Arthropoda; Malacostraca; Decapoda; Varunidae.
GUCUUAUCAAGGGUGUGCUGGGGUGUGCACCUGCCUGGCCCAAGCUCCUGCCUGCAUACCUGUUUACGAGAGAGUGAGACAGAUACUCGCACGUGAUUGGCUGAUCGGGGCGAGAGAAGACUUCUGAUUGGCGGACGCUGCACCCUCCUCCUCCUCCUCCUCCUUCCUCCUCUUCUUCCUCUUCCUCCUGUUUGCGUCGUACUUGCUAUUUCUUUGUUUCUUUGAUUCUUCUUCCUUUUUCUCCUCCUCCUCCUCCUUCUCCUUUUUCUUCUCUUUCUCCUCCUCUUCUUUUUUUUCUCUCUCCUCCUAUUUCUCCUUUCCUUUCUUUCUUUCUUUUCUCUCACUCCUCCUCCUCCUUUUUCCUCCUCUUCCUCUUCCAACAUGCGUCACAGUACUACCCUCCUCCUCCUCCUCCUCCUCCUCCCCCUCCUCCUCCUCCCCUCUUCCUCCUCCUCCACCCCCACCCCUUCCCCCCUUUUCCUCCACAAAUACCUCUUCCCCAAGGGACUCUCAAGGUUAAUCUCUCCCCCGUGGCAAGACAACUGGCAGGUACACACGUCCUUCGGGGUCGCCCCACGGGGUGUCCCAGGGGGCUACCGAGGUUCCCAAGGAGCCUAUUAUGGUACCUCUGAGGGGGGUUACACUAGUGGGGGUCAUUCUACUGGAGGUCAUCGCCACACGGGACUGGACCACGUGCCCUAUGGGCCAGGUCAUGAUUUCCCAAGAGGUCAAGGCCACCGCGUUGGAGGUCAGCAGUAUGGAAGUUAUCGCCCUGGAAGUCAUCAUGGAACAAGUCAUCAAGGUGGUCAUCUGUCAGGUACUGGAGGUCAUCAUGGAACAAGUCAUCAAGGAAGUCAUCUGUCAGGUACUGGAGGAGGUCAUGAAGUAGGAAGUCAUCAAGGAAGUAAUCUGUUAAGUACUGGAGGAGGUCACCAGUUUGGAAGUCAUCAGUUUGGAGGUCAACAUGGAGAUCAUCAUGGAGAAGAUCAUCAUGGAGGAGAUCAUCAUGGAGUAGCUCAUCAUGGAGAAGAUCAUCAUGGAGAAGAUCAUCAUGGAGUAAGUCAUCAGUUUGGAGGUCAACAUGGAGAUCAUCAUGGAACCAGUCAUCAAGGAAGUCAUCUCUCCAGCCAUCAGAAAGGUCAACUCGGGUCACCAGGUCGUCUCACAUUAAGUCCAGUUCACACUCACGAUCUCAGUCAUCAUGAAGGUCAACUCGUUCGAGGUCAGCCUCCCGUCGGCCUCCUCCCGCCAAGCCAACAAGGUAAAAUCAAGGUCACACUUCAUCCCUUGCUCCAAGGUCAGCUCUCGAUGGAAGGUCAAGGUGAAUCACAAGGUCAAACUCUAGGUCAAGGUCAAAAUUCCCUUCACACUCACGAUCAAGGUCAUCAGGAAGGUCAACUCGGGUCAUCAGAUCGUCCUACACUCGGUCCAGGUCACACUCACGAUCACGAUCAUCAUGAAGGUCAACCCGUUCGAGGUCAGCCUCCCGUCGGCAUCCUCCCACCAAGCGAACAAGGUAAAAUAAAGGUCACACUUCAUCUCUCGCUCCAAGGUCAGUUCUCGAUUGAAGGUCAAGGUCAAACUUUCAUUCAAGGUCACAUCAAGCCUCAACUUGUAGAUCACAUUGCGCCCAAGCCUCCAACUCAAGGUCAACCCCAAGAUCAAACUUCACCCCGACCACAAAUCAAGCCUCCAGUUGAAAGUCACAGAGGCCAAACUUCACCCCGACCUCAAAUCAAGCCUCCAGUUGAAAGUCACAGAGGUCAAACUUCACUCCGACCUCAACUCCAGGCACAAGGUCACAAAGGUCAAGUUCCCGGGGGCGACAACAUCAAGUGGGGUCACGCUCAUGUCGGGGAUGAGCUCAUCGGCUUCCAUAUUCACGGAGAUGAUCCCAACCUCAGCGUCGACUACUUUGACCAUGACCAUCUGGAUGGACACCCCCAUGACCAUGGCCACGGGAACGGCCACAUACGCGGAAAGCCCCACGCCCAUAGCCACGGAAUGCCACACUACCACGACCAUACUGACACCAACACCCAGAACCGUACCCAUGCAGACGACCACCCAAACGACCACACCGCGGGAACGACAGAGGUGCAUAAAACCGACCGUGAUCUCGCCGCCAUCAUCGAGUUAGGACACUAUGACCAUGGGCAUAUCCAAGGACAGAAAAGUAAAAACAAACACGAUUUUGGACCGCUUAUAAAAUUCGGUCCGCCCACGUUCAAAUUAACCCUAGAAGACGACCACGGACACGGACAUUCCCACGGACACUCCCACGGACAUGACCACCACGACGACCACCAUGAUGACCCCGGGCAUCAAGGUCAAAAGGUCACCGCAGAAGUCACCGGCAUUGAUUCAGGAUUGUUAGGUGAGGUCAGUCCCGCCCCCCUGAGGUCAAAGGUCAAGGAAGAAAAGAGCGCCAAUACUGAGGUCAUAUUGGAAAUAAUUGACCUGAGAACCCAAUUUACAGGUGAGUAGCAGUGCCUCCACUUGACCACUACAAACACAACACUGGCGACGAGCGGCUGAUCUGACUGUGACACGCGUGUGAGGCUGGCAUCAGGCAAGUCUGACAAGUUCCACGCACCCCGUCUCCUACAACCAUGGUUCUGGACGUCCCAGCCCUCAAAGAGUUCCAGGUGUUUGAGGAUUCCUCCGGUGUGGCACAACGCUGGAAGAAAUGAUGCACAGCAUUCGACUACUACAUUCUGGCCACCGGCGUGACGAAGGACGAGCAGAAGAGAGCACUAUUACUUCAUGUGGCAGGCCAGGAAGUGCAGGACGUAUUCGCCACACUCACACUAGCGGAUGAGACUUUCAAGUCAACCAAAGAGGUACUGGACAAGUAUUUUGCCCCCAAGACAAAUGUCAGGUAUGAGAGAUUUUUGUUUAGGCAGUGUUCACAGCAGUCACAUGAAUCAGUUGAUUCAUUUGUCACCCUAUUACACAAAUUAGCAUCCACAUGUGCAUUUCAGGAUUCUAAUGAUGUGAUUAUUGACCAAAUCAUUGAGAAGUGUAGUUCACAUGAGCUGAGGAAAAAGUUAUUGCAGGAAAAAACUCUACACUUGACAAGGUACAAGAAGUCGCUAGAGCCUUGGAAGCUGCUAACAUGCAAUCCAAAAGCAUUGAAGGCAAACUAGUCACGGCUUCCGAAACUCAAGUGUACAAGGUUGCUCUGGGUAACAAACAAUAUCACUCACAGAAGGAGAAAUUCCAAACACAGCGUAAACCUAAACAGUCUAAACCUUCUCAGGAUUUUCAAGGUCGACAACAAGCACAUAAUAACUACACCAGAAAGUCCACACAAGGUGAAUGUUUCAGAUGUGGUAUGCAAGGUCAUAAACCCUAUGAUAAUCAGAAAUGCCCAGCCACGGGUAAGACAUGUGGUAAAUGUGUUUACCUUGGUCAUUUUGCUAAACAAUGCAGAGGUUCCAAGCCUAAACAGAUUCACUCCACGUCAGAGUCACAAGGCAAUACUCAGUCUUCACAAACAGCAAAUCACAACAAGGUUAGCAGUAUUCGUGAUUCUACAGAAACAGAUUUUGCUUUUCAGAUAAAUUCAGUCAGCCAAAAGCUGCAGAGAGUGUAUGUUACUAUUCAUGUCAAUAAUAUACCUAUUUCAAUGCAGUUGGACACAGCAGCAGAUGUUACAGUCAUGUCUGAGGAAGUAGCUAACAACAUUCCCAAUCUAUUGAUUCAGCCUUAUGAUAAAGAGUAGAAGGAUUAUAGUGAGCAUGUUAUUGAUGUCUAAGGCACUGCUAUUGUACACGUUCAGUAUGGUCAACAGAAUAUUGGUGUAUUACCGAUUACCAUUGUGCAAGGAAGACAACCCACAUUGUUAGGCUUAAAUUGGAUAAGACUCAUAGAUCUUGAUUGGGAUAAUCUUUUGAAGGUGGAAAUGCAGGACAAAGAAAAUGACAUGUCAUUGCAAGGAGUCUUAUCAGAGUUUUCAAAUGUCUUUGAAGGAAACAAGGGCACAGUUAAGGGCAUCAAGGCAACAUUAAAUCUUAAGCCUGAAGCAACACCAAAAUUCUUUGCUCCACGACCAAUUCCAUUUGCUUUGAAAGCAUUGGUAGAACAGGAAAUAAGAAGAUUAGAGACAGAAAACAUAUGGAAAAGAGUAACAUAUUCAGAAUGGGUUACUCCAUUAGUUCCCAUUGCCAAGAGGGAUGGUGGCAUCAUAUCGUGUGGAGACUAUAAAGUUACUGUAAACACCCAGAUACAGGUAGCUCAACACCCUUUGCCAAACCCCACAGAUAUGUUUGCUGUUUUGGGAGGAUGUAAGGUAUUCUCAAAAAAUUAUUUGAAACAUGCAUUUCAGCAGCUGAUCAUGGAUGAGAAAUCACAAGAAAUCUGCACUAUAAACACGCAUUUAGGUCUUCUCCGCCCACAAAGAUUACCUUUUGGGGUAGCCAGCAGUCCUGCCAUUUGGCAACAAACCAUGGACAAGCUUUUCACAGGUCUAUCUGGAGUAUUUUGCUUCAUUGACGACAUCUUAGUAGCGGGAAAAGAUGAAAAGGAGCACCGCCAAAGGCUCAGAUCAGUUUUGCAACGUAUUCAAGAAAAUGGUAUUCAGGUACACAAGGACAAAUGCAAUUUUCAAGUGCCUUAUGUGGAAUACUUAGGUUUUAUCAUUGAUGAACAAGGGAUACACAAAACCAGAGACAAAGUACAAGCAGUACAAGAUGCAAAGGUUCCUGAUAGUGUUAAGGAUCUUAAAUCUUUUUUGGGACUUGUAACUUUUUAUGGUAGAUUCAUCAAAGACUUAACUACCAUUGCACACCCUCUCUCAAUUACUUAAGAGUGAUUCAGAUUGGAACUGGUCAGUUGAUUGCCAAGCUGCUUUUGAGAAAAUCAAAACUGAAAUAACAUCACCUAGUUUUCUUACACAUUUUCAGAAGGAUUUACCAGUUAUUCUUGUAUGUGAUGCUUCUCAAGUGGGAGUAGGCGCAGUGUUAGCUCACAUUAUGCCGGAUGGUGCUGAAAAACCUAUUGCAUUUGCUUCAAGAUCUUUGCAUAAAGCUGAAAUAAAUUAUUCACAGAUUGAAAAGGAAGCUUUAGCUUUAGUGUAUGGAGUUACUAAAUUCCACAUGUAUCUGUAUGGCAGACAGAGUUUUAAGUUAGUCACAGACCACAAACCAUUACUUGCUAUUGUAGGUCCAAAGGUAGGCUUACCAACUUUAGUGGCAGCAAGACUUCAACGAUGGGUAGUUAUAUUGGCAGCUUAUAACUAUUCCUUGGAGUACAGACCAACCACCAAAAUGGGUAAUGCCGAUGCACUUUCAAGACUGCCAGUAGGUAAGGCUCCAGCACAGCCAGAGGACAGUAUUCUCAUGAUUCAAAGUUUCAAUUUGCCUAUAACAGCUAAAGAUAUUGCAUCCAGCACCCAAAAAGGUCCUGUUCUCUUAAAGGUUUUUCAAGGACUGAUCACAGGUAGAAGGUCUAUAGUGCAUAAUGAUGAGUGUAAACCAUAUCUAGAUGUUUGGUCAGAGCUCAGCGUGGAACAAAAUUGUAUACUCAGAGGAGCCAGAGUUGUAGUUUACAGGGCACUGAGGAAACAUGUUCUGAAGGAGAUUCAUGCAGAUCAUCAAGGUAUUGUCAGGUCUAAAGCUUUAGCCAGAACUUUUGUAUGGUGGCCAUGCAUGGAUAAGGAAGUUGAGGCGUAUAUCAGAAAAUGUUCAGAAUGUGUCAUUCAUCAAAACAAUCCUCAAGCAGUACGUUCUCAUCCAUGGGAGUGUCCAAGAUAUCCUUGGCAGCGACUACAUAUUGAUUUUGCUGGACCUUUUCUAGGACAUUCAUAUUUGAUUGCAAUAGAUGUAUAAAGUAAAUGGCCAGAAUUAGUAGUCAUGCAAACAACCACAUCCUUAGCAACCAUCAAGGUUCUCAUGCAAAUUUUUGCUACACAUGGUCUACCCGAACGUAUUGUGUCGGAUAAUGGUCCACAGUUUACUUCUCAGGAGUUUAAAGAUUUUGUAGAUGUAAAUGGCAUACAUCACACCUUCUCAGCACCUUAUCACCCAUCUACGAAUGGAGAAGCUGAAAGAUUUGUGCAGACAUUCAAGCACAACAUGAAGUGUAGACAAGCUACUUCAGCUACCGUAUCCAUUUGUAUAACCAAAUUCCUUUUAGCUUACAGAACCACACCUCAUGCUACAACAGGUAUGACACCUUCCAGUCAUCUGAUGGGAAGGAGAAUUAGGAACAGGUUAGAUCUGCUGACACCAAACUUUCAAGGAGAACAAGAAUAAAGAGGUUGGAAGCAGUUACAAAAAUAGGGAACUGUUAGAGAUUUUCCAUGUCCCUCUCCUAUCCUUGUUCGUUCCUACAACACACCAGAAAAAUGGGUACCUGGUGAAAUUGUAUGUAAGUUGGGAAAUAUGCACUAUGAGGUAAAGGCAAAUGGAAAUUUAAUGAAAAGGCAUGUAGAUCAGUUAUGUCCAUCAUGUUUAGAGAAAGACACUGAUGUAACAGCUGAGCACACCCAUGAUGUAUUUUUUUCCAGCAACCCGAGGUGAAGUUUCCACACCUUUGGACACAAGUUCAGCUCCAGGCAGACUGAACCCCUCAGUCCAGUUGCACCCCCUGUGCAAACCUCACCUCUAGUUGCAAAAAGGGCUCUUCCUCCUAGAGUUACGAGAGGAGUACCUCCUACUCGCUUAGAUUUAUAAGCAAGGCCUUUGUAGAUUUAAGGGUAUAAUGUCAUGUAAUAUUACAAUGUUUUGCAAUGUACAGUGUAUGGCUGUGAAGCACAUUCCAUGAAGGUAAUGGAAGAGUCAUGUAUUAGAGUUAUCUUUCUGUAACGGGGAAGGAAGUAUUAUAUACACAAUGUUAAUAUGUAGUUUAUGUUAAUAGGAGCACAUCGCAUAGCAAUACUAUUGUAAACAGAAUCGAAUUUCAUAUGCUGUCCUCAAGUCGACGACAGCGGUCCUCUUUUUUAUAAACACUAUGUUCAAGUACUUAUAUGCCCACUGUACUCCCGCCUCUUCUUCGCCGGCCAGGGCGCCAAACACGACGUAGUGCAUUCCCACUGGUUUUAUUUCGCCCUCCUCACGGGAACUGGCGACAAGAUGGGAUGUUUGGGAGCGUCAGCCUAACACAGGCAUCAUACCAUCAUGUCAUGCAUUCCGGGUGAGUAGCAGUGCCUCCUUGACCACUACAAACACAACACUGGCUACGAGAUGGGAUGUUUGGGAGCGUCAGCCUAACACAGGCAUCAUACCAUCAUGUCAUGCAUUCCAGGUGAGUAGCAGUGCCUCCACUUGACCACUACAAACACAACAGGCUAAUCUCUAUGCUUUUCUUAAGUUACAAUUUGGAUUUCAGUACCUAAUAACACAUAGAAUAAAUCAAGAUAGCCUUGAACAUUUCUAUGGAUAUAUGAGACAAAUGGGAGCUUCCUACCAACAUCCAAAUGCAGUACAAGUCAGAUACAGGAUCAGAUCAUUUCUCCUUGGGAAACGCUGUGAACUGGUGGGGAGUAACUACAACACUGAUAAGAAAAAUAAAGAUGUCACAUUGACAGAAAUGUCAUUUUCAGAAAAAGUUGCUGACAGCUGUGACAGUAAGGUAAACACAGUAGAAUCUGAGCUCAUGCUGUCAGCUAUGUUAUUCGCUUGUGAUGAAAAUUUUGAUAUUGAAAUGGAUAAAGACCUUAAAACAAGCACUGUCGAAGAAGUUUUUGAACUGCGCAUGGAGUCAGAGGCAUUAAGAUAUGUAGGUGGUUUUAUUGCACGUAAGUUCCCACAGUGUGAUUUUCUUGGGAAUCAUGUAAAUAAGUCAAAGGACACACACAGGAGAAAUCUCCAGAAAAGAUGGAAAACUCUUUGUACCAUCUGAUGAGUUUUAUUCCAAGCUGAGGAAAAUGGAGAAACUGUUUGUAGUGGAUCAUGGAGACCUAUACCAGAGAAAAACUGUAUGAGUAGGCUAAGUAGCUACAUUUAUAAGGAAACAUGUAGAAUUGCCUAAAGUUGUUGUGGCAUACUUUGUAAAAUGUAGUGUGUUUUUUAGAUUAAGGAUUUUGAAUAGAAAUCUGGAUAACACCUCAAAGAAGGUGAAUGAGAAAAUAAAAAAAAGUCAUGAAAUAAAGUCUACAAACAUAAAACAUAUUUCAUUAUAAUCCUUAUUACAAAUAAUA